This is a messenger RNA of Cydia splendana, 766 nucleotides long. RefSeq names its product serine protease inhibitor swm-1-like. NCBI's taxonomy places the organism in Eukaryota, Metazoa, Arthropoda, Insecta, Lepidoptera, Tortricidae. The transcript has 4 exons. The coding region runs from base 78 to 734 and encodes 218 amino acids. The record is from RefSeq and is a predicted model, not a curated record.
GCGGCACCAACGAACAUUAUGAAAUAAAUAGAGUCAAGUGCGAUCUGACUUGCAAGAACUACCACUUGGAACCAAUAAUGGGCCCUUGUAAGCCAACCAGCGCCUGCUUUUGCGAUGAUGGCUACGUCAGAAACUCUAAUGGAUUGUGCAUUCCAAAGAAGAAAUGCCCUCAAAAUUUAGUAUGCCCGCCGAACGAAGUGGUGUCCGAAUGUUACAACAGCUGCCUCAUGACCUGCAAGACCAGGCUCCGGAGCGACGGUAGAAUGUGCCACUUGGCCUGCAUCGAGACCGGCUGCGUUUGCAAGGAAGGCUACCUGAGGCACGACAAUGGCACUUGUGUUCCCAUCAGCCAGUGCUCGCCACCUCGCUGCAAUGAUAAUGAAACCUACUCGAAGUGCGGUACCGCGUGUCCCCCGACUUGUCAGAACAGAGGCGACAAUUGCACUGUCUGCACUAAACAGUGCGUCGAGGAUUGCUUCUGCAACAAGGGACUCGUGCGCGCUGAUGACGGCUGCUGCAUCAAUCCUAAAUGCUGUCCGCGUCGCGUCUGUGGUUCUAACGAAGUACUCGACCCAUGCCCCCCUACGUGUCCGCCUACGGAUAACUGCUCGAAUAUGUGGUCAAAGUUUGACUGCUCCAAAGCUAUCAAGUGCUGCAAGCCUCAGUGUCGUUGCAAGUCUGGCUACCUCAGAAAGAAUACAGUCUGCGUCCCUACUGAACAAUGUUUGACUUAAUUAAGGAUCGAUCACACUGUUACUUGACGCAG